UUAUUGGGAUUCUAUCUGCGUGGCAUGUCGUGUCGUUUCCAUAGUGGCAUGUCCCCCCCGCAACAUAAAAUCACCUGACAACGACGUCGCCACGAAACACGGCCUUGGUUACGCGAGUCCGCUGCCUGCACGCUAUAAAAGGUGCGGGAAACACUGGCUGUUUCAGGAGGAUACGUGGAUCAGAGAUACCGCCAUGGCCACCAAGAGGAGUGCACUCAUUGUCUACGCCCACCAGAGCCCUAACUCCUUCAAUGCAGCAGCCCGAGAUGUGGCUGUUGAUGUGCUGCAGGGACAGGGGUGCCAAGUGACUGUGUCAGACCUAUAUGCCAUGGGCUUCAAACCCGCUGCCACGGCUCAGGACAUCAUUGGUGAGCUACAGAACCCAGAUCACUUCAGGUACAAUGAAGAGGCCAUGGUCGCAUGGCAGGAGGGCCGCCUGAGUGAGGACAUUUCUGCAGAGCAGCGCAAAGUGGAAGAGGCCAACCUCAUCAUCUUCCAGUUUCCCAUGUACUGGUUCAGCAUGCCAGCAAUUCUCAAAGGCUGGGUAGAUCGCGUCCUCACCCAGGGCUUCGCCUUCACUCUGCCGAAGAUGUACAACAAUGGGGCCUUCAAGGACAAGAAAGCAAUUCUGUCAUUUACAACUGGAGCAUCAGAGCCAAUGUUCCUCCCUGAUGGAAUCAAUGGAGAUAUGAACGUCACACUGUGGCCCAUCCAGUAUGGAGUGCUGAACUUCUGUGGCUUUCAGGUGUUGCCCCCUCAGAUUUUCUGGGCCCCUGCCCGCAGUCCCCCCAGUGUGAGGGAAGCAAUGCUGGAGGUGUGGCGAACCCGACUUGGUGCUCUGUGGGAGGAGACCCCUCUCAGCUUCAUCAAAACGGAUCUUUUUGAUUUGAGUUUACAAACAGGUUUUCGCCUCCGCCCCGAAGUGAAGGAGGAGCUCCAGGCUGACGCCUAUGGCAUCACAACAGGACACCACCUGGGAAAGCCUCUGCCCCCCAACAACCAGAUGAGGCCACCACCCCCAGCAAUCUAGCUCAGCACUGAGGCACACCACUUCUAAAAACUCUGCUGCCUCUGUUUCAGUUAGUUUAAUUCAUCACCAGCUAAUCUAUGAAUGCAAAACAUUUUAAACUGUGUGUUAUAAAUGACUGCUUUAUCACAGUUUGUGUCCACAAUGUUUUUACUCAUUCAUGUCCCUAUUAAUCAUCAAAACUUAUUUACCAACAUUGUGAUUAGGCAAAGUGCUAUUUUUUUAUUGUAGUACAUCCAUUACUAAUGCUAACUUGCAUGUAUUUAUCAGCACAGCACAGGAAUGCGGUGACAAUAAAGGGAAGCACCAGAAUAAGGACCACAGCAACAUUGUGCUCCAGAAUCCAUCACCAGCAGCACCGUUACUAGCUGCUCACAUUUAGAGCUGAUAUUAGUCAUUAAAAUAACCUGUUACUAUUGAAAAUAUCCUCCAUAUUGAGUACAAUCCCGUGACUGAAGCAGGUGCUCAAAUAACGUUCUCAUUCAGCAUCACUCAUGCAGCCCAGUUUGCAGUGACUUCAUUUAUUCCCUCUUCACAAAGCACAAGUAAUGCAAAUGUCCACCAACAGUAUGAACUAUCCUUUUAUUCAACAGCUGAAUAAAGAACUUUUUUUGUAUGGAAA
Messenger RNA from Scleropages formosus (Asian bonytongue), 1649 nucleotides. It is a transcript of the gene nqo1, whose product is annotated as NAD(P)H dehydrogenase, quinone 1. NCBI's taxonomy places the organism in Eukaryota, Metazoa, Chordata, Actinopteri, Osteoglossiformes, Osteoglossidae. Gene Ontology annotation, cellular component: cytosol. Gene Ontology annotation, molecular function: NAD(P)H dehydrogenase (quinone) activity. The coding region runs from base 194 to 1030 and encodes 278 amino acids. The record is from RefSeq and is a predicted model, not a curated record. The transcript has 6 exons.